ACUGAAAUCGUGUUGGUGUCGCUCUGUAAUGGCCGACAUUGAGCUGAAUUGUCGCAUUGAGUUGCAAAGUGCCCCAAAAAGUCCAUUUAUUCACUAAAUCAGCUCAAUUUUCACCUUCUAAAUGCAAUUAUUCAGUUAUUUAGUGUUCAGUCGUAACAUUAACUACCGUCUUGUGGUGCAUAGUGACUGGUAAUGUGGUAAAAAUUGCCAUUUUAUCGGCCUGUGUUUGUGUGGUGCACAUAAUUUCUCCCCAUCGACAAAAAAGGGACAGAGACAAGAAGGAAUACAAUACACAGAAAAAAAAAAUAACGAACAAAAAAAAAUAACAAGAAGCAAUAGAUUUGCUUUAAAUUUCCUUUCUUUUUAAUUUUUAAAAAAGAAAAAGAGGAAAAGGAAAUUGUGGAGAUUUUUUGGAAUUUGUUCCCAGUGUGAUACGUCGGGAGAGAAAUUUCGGGGAAAUGUUUGACUACCAUUUAGGCUACCUUAGGGUCCUAGUGUACCUCUAAAAGGAGAACCUAAGAUAAUCCUAAAGUCGGAUUUACAUACAAAUAUAUUAUUUAAAUUUAGAAGAGACAUUUAAUUUUAUUUAUUUGUGUUUAUUAUUGGGGUUUUGUGUAUUUUUGUUUUUUAAAUUAUCGUGAACAUCCAGAUGCAAUAAUGUGUGGAUCCUAGAUUAGAUAAAUUGUGUAUAAAGGGAUAAGGAUCCUUAAAGCACCUACAAAACAAAAAAAAAAACAAAAAAGAAACCGGAAAUGAUUCGAUGGAAGUGCCAAGGCCUAUUCCAGUGAAAAAAGCUGAGAUAGAGACACAAAGAGUAGUGUAGGUGCCUAGGAACUAAACAUAAACAACAAAAAAGAAAAUAGGGAGAAGAUUUUCCAACGACGAUUAGGAGAAAUAUUUACAAUCUCCAAUUUAAAUUUAAAAAUAAUUAAAAAAAAACCCUAGAAUAAAAGAAAGAAACCCCUCCCUACGUCCUAGAGAGGUUCCGGACAAGGGCCUAGGCCUAUCAACAACAAAAGAAACAACAAGCAAAGAAGAGGAUAAAAGACAAAUGGUACAGAGGGACUGUGCAUCACGAAGAAGGAGUGGACGAUCACCAAAAAGACGUGAUUCAGGUGGCAGGAUGAGUCUUUUGGUUAUCUGUGGACGUCACAGAUCACCAUCGUGCAUCAGUAUCGUACUGCUCAUCUGCCUUGAAACACUUCUACUCUUCACAGUCUCCAAUUGUGCCAAAACAUUCUACAUGCACUGGAACACAACGAACAGCAUAUUCCGAAUAGACAACACAGAUCACAUAAUUGAUGUGAACAAGGGUAACCUGGCAUUUGAGUAUGAUCAGGUACAUAUAAUCUGUCCAGUGUAUGAGCCGGGAACAUUUGACAAUGAAACAGAAAAGUACAUAAUCUACAAUGUGUCAAAGGCCGAAUAUGAGACAUGUAGAAUAACAAAUGCAAAUCCAAGAAUUAUUGCUGUCUGCGAUAAACCGCAGAAAUUAAUGUUUUUCACCAUCACCUUCCGCCCUUUCACCCCACAGCCAGGUGGUUUGGAAUUUUUACCUGGCAAUGACUACUACUUCAUCUCAACAUCAUCGAAAGAUGAUUUACAUCGUCGAAUUGGUGGUCGAUGUUCAACAAAUAACAUGAAGGUGGUAUUCAAAGUUUGCUGCAGUGACAAAAAAGUCAAUCAACAGCAAUCAAGUAGUCCAGCUCGGGAUACUGGACCAAAAUCUAAUUUCAGUUCAGCCCAAAAUGAUCGUAAUACAACAAUACCGUAUGUUACAAUGGAUGGUAGUGGUAUUGCCAUCAAUACAAAUAUCGAUAGUCCGAGGGAUUUGCCACCAUUGUUGCCCAGCAUCAAUUCAAAUUCCAGCAAUGUUGUCCAGAGCACAAUGUCAUGGCCAACAUGGCGCGGAGGGUCACCAGAUGAUGGACAUCGUAAUGCAACAAUUGCCAUUACAUCACCUCGACCCACCAUCAACAGUCCCAUUAAUUCAAAUUCAAAUCCCAACAGCAAUCAUGCGCCGUCCUACAAGCCAACAAAGAAAACAAAUGAGUACGAUAAGCACCCGAAUGAAGUUGUGAAGAACGAAGAGUUGACUUACAGUAGCGCUACUCGUGGUGGCUUUUGGAAACAUCCCAGCACUAGUCUUAGUUGUAUUUUAAGUAUUUGUGUCACAUUGGGACUUACAAUCUGUCAACGGUGAGCCCAAAUUUAAAAAACAAAAAAGUAAAAGUAAAAAAAAGUAAAAUAAUCGAGAAACUCACGCCAUCAAACUCAAAAUGGUGAAUGCAAAAUAUGGCAUUAGAAUGAGCAAAAUGUGAGUCUGACAUCGACUGUCACACGAGACAAAACAAAGUUGACAGAUGGACAUUUGCAAAAAAACAACUAUAAUUCGUACAUUCUCUAUCAACAUAAUAUAUUUAUCACUGUAGCUCUCUUCAACAAAAAAAAAACAGGAUCCUUUUAGUCCUUUCCUCAACAUUUAUUUAAAUUAAAAAAAAAAUAAUGAUCCCUCUGUGAAAACAAUCCCAAAAGUCUGAUAAUGGCAGCAUUUUCUUAUUUCUUUUUUGUUUUUUUUUCUAUAUUUUUUUUUUAAAAUAAUUAUUUAAUUUAACAACAAACAAAAAAAAACAAACUAUUUUCUAUGUAUUUUAGAGAAGAAAAACUCACAAAAAAAAUGAAAAGAAACAACACAAGUGAAGAAGAAAAAAAAAAUAUGAACAAAACAAUAUUUAGAGGUUAGAAAUGCGACGUAAUAUCAUUUCACAACACAGAACCUUAGGUUAGUUUGAAAUAUUAAGAAUUAAAAAGAAAAAAAAGACAAAAAAAACUACCCACAUCACAAACUAUUGUGUCAUUUUGUUUUUUUUUACUCUUUGGGGUCUAUAUUAUUAUUAUUAUUUUUUUUUUUACAGGAAUUCCCUUAAAGAAAAAGAAACAAAAUAACUAACAUUUUCUUGUGUGACGUAUAAAUGACAAUUAUAGUUGGAUAGAUAAAUGGAUAAGAAAGUUCUUUUUUUUUAAAAAAAAUUGUUUUUCUAAUUUUUUUUUUUCAAUUGAAACGAAAUACAUAACAUAAAUCGUUCAUUUUCUCAUGCCCCAAGAAGGUAUUUGAAAAAUAAAUUUAAAAAAAAAAUAGAAAGAAACGAAGAAAAAAGCCUAAAAUUUGAAAAAUUAGAACAAUUUCCAACUAAUCUUUUGUUAUAAGAAGGAAAAUCAAAAAUUGAACAGUGGAAUUUGACAUUUUUUGCAGUGUUUGACACUUAAAUCUGACAGUUGUCAGAGAAAUUAAUGUCAAAACAGAGAUGACCUAAGCAUUUCUUCCAAGGAAAGCAAUUUUGUGUUACAAAAAAAACUCUGUCCAAUAUCCGGCUAACGAAAGACAAAAUGACAUUUGGGUUUUUUGAAUCUGGUCAACGGUUUUUUUUUUUUUUCUAUUUUGCGCUGUGUGAAAUUAUUUUCUGUGGAAAAACAAGAGAAUUUUCUUUGUGGUACGCUUUAUUUUUCAUUUUGUACCACAAUUACAGUAUCAAAGGCUUCGAUCAAGGGAAAAUAAUAUUUUAAUUCACUCUGCUGUCAGUGUUUGACAGCUGUCAGCAGGAUAUCGGAGACAGCUGUGUAGAAUAAUUAAUUAAGGGACUUUCUCAGCUAUCAAAAUCGGUUUGACAUAGCAUAAAAAAACGGAUAUAAAUGGGAAAUUUCGUGAAUUUUUGUGUUAAACCUCGGUCAAAGUGCAUUUCCCGGCUGACCAAGUGUUAACAGUUGGCAAACGGUUAACAAUUCUGUUAACAAUUCUGGUUGGUCUCCUAACAAAAAAACAUCUGACUUUUUGUUUUUGUGGAACUAAAAACCAGAUUUUUUUUACUGCCACUGUUAACAUUCUGUUAACACCAAAGUGUUACUUCUGUGUUAACAAUAAAUUCUCAAAAUCAUUUUUUUAACAUUUUUUUUAAUUGUGCGAACUCCAAGAGAGAGCAGAUUUCACACAUUUAAACAAUAGAACACUGUUUUUUUUUAGUUAAAUUACAUUUUAUUUCAAAUAAACAUUUCCUUCGGUUAGAUCAGGAACUGUUCUAACUGCAUUUUGGCAACUUUUCAGGAGACCAUUUUUUUUUCACUUGAAUCACAUUUUAAUAAAAAUAAACUCUCUAAAUGAAUUAUUUUAUAUUGAAAAUAUCGAAAGAAUGACAAGUAAUCUGUCUAAUAAUGCAAAGAAAUUUGGAAAAAGUAGAUUUUGUUGUACAAAAAAUUAAGUAGGGGAAGGUUUUGCACCUUCGUAAUGUUGCAGCUUUGUAAAAGUUGAUUCUUUUCCAAGUUAUUAAAUGAAUUUCAUCCAUGGACGUAUAAUCUAAAAGCUAGUCCCAGAUCUCACAUUUCCUGAAAAACUUGGAAGCCUAGGCCUUUUUUCCUGGAUCCAAAAGGCAAAAAUAAAAAAUGGGCCUAAAAUCGUAAUUCUGAUGUGUAAUAUUUUAUGCAUUUUUGCACACCGCAAGUAUCUUUUCGAAAAAGCAACUAUUCCAAGUUAUAGAGGGUUUAUUAGGGUUAAUAUUUACCGUGAAAUUUUUUUUUUGUUUAAAGAGGGUCGUUUUUGAGGGUGGAGGAAAAUUCAUAAAAAUUACCACGCUUGCAGCUCAGGAAAAUUGAAUUUUGCAGCUUCGUAAAAACAUCUGUCAAAAUUACUGGCCACCAAAUUUGAGAAUUCCUCACUGUUUUGGGUCAGACUGUGCACUCUGCUCGCUAUAUUUGACUCAUCAGAAAGUCCACUGAAUAAAUUCACAAGAAAAUUGGGAUAUUAAACAAUUUUCACUAAAAUCUCGAAGGAAAACACGCAUUUCCCCAUCAAAAUGAGACUUCAUCAGAUGAUUUUAUUUCACUUCUGUCAAAUUAAACAUUAAGCCUGAAUCUGUCUAUGGUAGGUGUGAUUCUUUUAUUGACCAUGCGGUGCGUUUUGAGAAUUUUUCAUACAAUUUCCUUUGUUUUCAAGCGGAAAAAUCACUGAUUUUCAAAAAAAAAAAGUAAUGUAAGACAGAUUCGAGACGUUAGAGAAAAAAACAAGGAUUACAAUAGGUGUGAUAACUUCUUUCUCAUUUGUACAGUGAUGAAACUAGACUGCUUAUGGUAGAUGUGAUUCUUUAAUUGCCACUUCGAUGUAUUUUGAGUAUUUCUCGUAUAAAUUUUCUGCUCCACAAUGGGGCAGGGAACAACGGACAAACAAACAAAUUGAGGGUGGUUUGCAUCACGCCACAGUCACAAAGGACGUCACAAUUGGAGAAACCCCAUCGCUGCCUGUUGUCUCUCGAACGCGCUACGCCGCUCCUCAAACGGUUGAGAGACUUCCACGUCGUCCAGUUUAGAUCACCACCAGGAGGAAGGCCCUCCCUUAGUUCGACAAAAUCUGGUGGAAAGACUUUCUAGAACAUUUGAACUUCGUGGAACCAACACCAGGGGUGCCACAGUCGAAAAACCAAUUUCAAUAUCACAUAACCUCAAUUAUCUCGGCACGUGUUUAACCGAUUUUGAUCAUUACUUUGACAUAAUUGUAGAGAGCAUUCAUGUCUACAUUUCGUCCAUACAUCAUUUUUCGAUCAGAUAAUGCGAUCUGUUCGAUUUUGCCGUUUAAGUGUGAAAAAAUUGAUUUUUCCCAUAAUAAGGCUUUGAAACCACUCAGAUGCCAAUUUGACUGCCUCUAUUCCACCAAGACACUUAAAAUACAGUAGACUCUCUCUCAAUCGGGAAUAUGGGGCAAAAUGUCAUCCGGUUUAGCGAUAGAAUUGAGCGUCAAAGCCUUUGUAAAUUCUACAAAAACCGCUCAAUUAUGAAGAAUCACGAUAAAAUAGGAAGAACUAUAGCGAAUUUGAGCGAAUUAGGGUAACUGUCCUAAUUCAAAACCAUUUCCAGACGCUUUAACUUUGACAGAAGAUUCAACACAUUAAGUUCAUAUUUUUUCUGAAGAGAAUUACAUAAAUUUGCUCCUUGACUCUUCUAGCAUGUUAUUAUUUAGUGCAAAUUCUUUAAAUUGAGUUUGAAAACUACUUUAAUACAAGAAAAAUACACAAGUGCAAAAUGCUUCUAUUGGAAACAAUUUAAUCCAAAUGGAGACAAGGGAAAUUUUCCAAUUGGAGACAAACACUAAGUGAUUAAGAAAAUAGUUUAUUUAAUCAUUUCUUUUAGAUGAAAUUUUUAGUAUCCUCAUUCUCGCCUUUUUGCUCUUUUACUUUUUGAUCAUCUUUUGAACCGUUUAAGAACUUUGCAUUGUCAAUACCGUUACGAUCAAAUGAUAACAAGCCGCAUCCUCUAAAUCCACUUUUUGCUAUAUUUUCGAGAUUUAAGAGUGGCAAUGCAUUUGAUAAUACCGAUAAUACCCUUGCAAGAUUUCUUGGUUUCAAUCUGUCUCCAUCAUUUUCCAUUCUCCACUGAGCUAAAGCUCAGUGGAGAAUGGACCACCUUUUCGCCUUUGGGAGAAAGCAUAACACCAGUUUCGUUUAGAUUAAAGAUGCGAUCAGGAGGGAAUUCCAGAAGAUCUUUCGAUUCUAAGUAUUCACGGGUUUUCUCAAACCAGUCAGUGAUGUUCUCAGAGGUAACACAGGCUCUUUGGGUGGUAUAUGAUUCUGGUUUACGACGGCUUAAUUCUGGAUGUCUCUUCAAAAACUUCCUGAACCAAGCAUAUCCUGGCCUUCCAUCUACAAACUCAUUGGUGAUCUCGAACUUCUUACACAUGAGCUGUACAGUGUCAAGGACUUAAUCCUUAGUUAUGGGAUGCCAUUUGUCAGCGCAUUCCAAAAUCCAUUCAACAAGCUCGUCUUCCAUGACCUUUGGUAAAGUGGGGCGCCUUCCCACACUGCAUUCCUCCGGAUAUCUUCUAGUAAGCUUAUUAUAAAGUGUUGAUUUCGGAACGUGAAACAAAACAGACACCUCUUUUAGUGAUUUUCCACGACGAAAGGCUUCCAAAGCUUUGUUGAGUUGCUCUUAAGUGUAGGUUUUGUUCUUUUUCCUGGUCUUAUUUUCCUUUCCCAUCUGAAACAAUAAGGAGAUCGCUCCAAUAAACCCAUAUUUUCGGUGUUUCCCAUUGAAGCACUUGCGCACAUUUCACAAAUGCACUUUUUCUUCAGAAAAUAUGUAAUUAUUUUAAUUGAGCACUUCACUUACGGUUAACAAUAAAAUUUAAGACUUAAUUUCACUAAAAUUUGCCAGAUAUAGUGCAUAAACGUCAAAAAAUUAAUAAACAACAAUCAGCUUACUUGCCUUUUUCAUAAGAAAAAAUGGUCGAUCGAUGAUUUUUUUCGACGGUGAAAAGUUACACUGUCAAUUGAAAUGAGACUUUUAAAUCUUAAAACUUAUUUAUAUGAAUGGAUUUACGCUUCAUUUGAACCACAAGGAACUAAAUAAUAAAAAUAUAGCACAGAAAAUAUAUGAAUAAAAAUAUAAUUAGAGUAAUUUAUUAUGGAAAAAAUAAGUUUCCAUUUGGAGUAGCAAAAAAAUUCCAAUUGGAGCAGGUUUUGAAUUAGCUUAAUUUACCCUAGCUUCAUAAUUAAACGUGAAAAUUGUUAAAAACAUUUGUCGCCCGAUUGAAAAAGAGCCGAUUGAGUGAGAGUAUACUGUAGGGUUUUAAAUAGAAAGUCUCACAAAAUACAACAAUUCUUUGAUAUAGUUGAAGUUCAUCAAAUGAACACUUAGGGCGCUCUGGUCGAAAAAACGAGUUAAGAAACAAAAAACCUCGCUUAUCUUGGCUUCUGAGUAAUCGAUGAGAUCACGUUCUAUGGGAAAAUUAUAGAGAACAUUGUGGUCUACAUUUCACCCAUAUAACACUUUUCUGUCAGUUCAUCCAAAUCCUUGAUAUUUUUGUUUAAAUACAAAAUUUGUAUAAUUUCACGAAUUUGAUUCAAAAGAUAACUGAAUGGCGUCCCCCAACUUCAGCUCUAAAUCGAAUUUGCAUGCAUUCCGAGUUAGCUCACAUUAAGAAUCUCACCUAUAUAAGCCGGUUAGGAUUAUCUGUCCCUUUUCUUUUCCUGAAUAUCUGGAGUCUUGAGGAAAUUAGCCAAGAAUCUUACAUCCUUCUAUUAUGAUGUCGUACACAAACCGAUAGAUUUCAAUUAAUGUAAAUAGUAAAAAAAUGUUUUUCCCCGGAUCAUAUAUGACUCUAAUGACGCAAAAGAGUUAAAUUGGCUCCUGGAAAGGCACCUGGUGUGGACUUAAUUACUGACACCAUGCUCCAUGAGCUCCCUCUUACACGUCUAAGACGAAAUUUUUAAAAAUGAAUUCUGUUAAUCGUCCAUUUGCAAUGUCAAACACUUCUGAGUUCAAUUCUUGAAUCUUUCUUUCAACCCUUUUUACUUUUGUCAAAGAAAAAAGUCUCUCGAGGAAACACAAGAAAUUCAAUUAGAAAAAAAGCAACAAAAAAAAACAUUAAACCAAUUGCGAGUGAAAGAAUUUUGUGAAACAAAAUGGGGGCAAUAGGGAGUAUUUCUUUUUUUUCUCAAUUUUUCUUUUUCAAUUUUCUAUUUCAAAUUAUUAUUAUUAUUAUUAUUUUUUGUAAAUAGGAGUUAAGAAGAAUCGGAAUGAAUAGACAUUAAACACACACACACACACUCAUAGAAAGUGAAGAAGAAGAAGAAGAAGAAAAACAACAUACAGCAUUAGGAAAAAAAAGGAAUAAAAUAAUUAAUCACUAAAAGUAUAGGCAUAAGAUUUUACUGAAUAGGAAUGAAGAUGACAAGGUGAGCAAGAAGAAGAAGAAGUAAAAAAAAAGAAACCCUAAAUAUUAAGUGAUUCUAGGCCAUAAGAUAUAAGUUGUAAACGUAAUAAAAGUAAUUUAAAAAAGAAGAAAAAAAAAAGUGAAGCAAAAAAAAUGAUGAAAAAUGGAUAAAAGAAAUGAUGAAAAAAAUACUUAAUAAUGUUACGUGUGUAAAACUGAUGAUGAAAAAUAUUAAAAAAGAAAAAAAAGAAGAAAAAAAGCGUAUAGGAUUGGAGGAUUAUUGCGAAGAAGAAGAAGAAGAUAAUAGUGAACAAGAAAACCACGAAAUGAAUGCAAGAAAAAAAAGCAAAUUAUGAUGAAGUUACUACAAAAGUAUACAUGAGAUGAAAAAAAAAACACUAAAUUGUGUAUAAAAUAAAUAAAUAUAUUAU
This is a messenger RNA of Phlebotomus papatasi, 9123 nucleotides long. RefSeq lists its product as uncharacterized. Gene Ontology annotation, biological process: ephrin receptor signaling pathway; axon guidance. The coding region runs from base 1052 to 2203 and encodes 383 amino acids. The record is from RefSeq and is a predicted model, not a curated record. Gene Ontology annotation, molecular function: ephrin receptor binding. The transcript is spliced from 5 exons. Gene Ontology annotation, cellular component: plasma membrane. Lineage: Eukaryota; Metazoa; Arthropoda; Insecta; Diptera; Psychodidae.